GGGGGUGGCAUUCGAGAUUCGUGGUGGGGCAAUAAGCUGCCUCUAACUUGUGGCAUCAGACCUGAUCGACCGUUAGUAGAGCAGGUACUUCCAAAAAGGAUGUGGCACUGGGACACAGGAAGAAGCAUCGCACUGCAGGCCUUGAGCAUUCAUCGCCACAACGCGUCUGACACUUGGCGAUCUCGUCGGACCUUACCAAUCUAACAGACGUCGUUGGGGAUUAGCAACGAGGGUGCUCGGCAUUUCGCCUUGACUCGCGGCACUAGGGCUAAAAUAGGCUGGGAAACACUGCUAUAUAAGAAAGAGUUAGCCAAUAGAUGAGCAUAAUCGUCCAUGAUUCCCACGAUGUGAGCAAAGGAGGAAAGCGUCCAACGUCAGGCUCAAAGCUGGAGACCUCUUCCCAGGAACUGCGUAGUUCCUUGUGUCAAUACAGGACUAGACUGUGUACUCCCCUGCUUAGUUGCUGCCUUAGAGCUCCUUCAGCAUUGUGUGUGUUUGCGUUCCCUUUUUUCCAGCAACUGCAGAAGCAUGCCACUCUGGGUGAUAAGAAUGGUAAUCUAUACAGGAAACAAUGUAGAUGUUGGAGGUUUUAAAUAGUAGUUUUGCAUCUGUAUUUACUCAGGAGAUUGGACACAGAGUCUGUAGAAGUGAGGCAAAGCAGCAUCAACUUCAUGAAGCCUGUACAGAUUACAGAGGUGGAGGUGUUUGCUGUCCUAAGGCAAAUUACCAUGGGUUAAAAAUGACAAGGAAAUUGUCUAUGGGAAUUCAAACAAAACUCGCCAGUUUUGCUGUCUCUGUCCAGAUAUUUAAGAAGUGGAGCAAGGGAUUCCCUCGAUCAUCCUUCCGGCUCAGACUGUGGGAAGGGAUUCACUCUAUCAUCUGACCGAUUGGCACGCCCGUUAUUUUACACAGGUAACAUUCACCUGUUCAGACUGGGAACGGAAUCACUCGUUCAUCUCAACUAAAGGUACGUCAGCAAGAUCACACUGGGACAAGGCUAUUCACUUGUUCUGUGUGUGAGAAGGGAUUCAGACGAUCUUCCCACCUGUGGACACACCAGUCAGUUCACAUUGGGCAGUGGCUGGUCAUCUGCUGAAAUUGUGGGGAAGGAUUCACUCGGUCAUCUGACCUAAUGGCAUACCAGCGAGUUCACACUGGGGAGCGGCCGUUCACCUGCUCAAACUGCGGGAAGGAAUUAAUUUCCUCUUCUCAACUGAAGGGACAUCAACGAGUUCACACUGGGGAGAGGCCGUUCACCUGCUCAGACAGUGGGAAGGGAUUCACUUCGUCAUAUCACCUACAGAGACACCAAUCAGUUCACUCUGGCGAGAGGCCGUUCACCUGUUCAGAUUGUGGGAAGAGAUUUACUCGGUCAUCUGAACUGAAGAUAUUUAAGAAGAGGAGCAAGGGAUUCAUUCAACCAUCCUUCUGCACAGACUGUGGGGAGGGAUUCACUCGUUCACCUAACCAACUGGCACGCCUGUCAUUUUACAGAAGGGAAAGGCUGUUCACCUGCUCAGUUUGUGGGAAUGGAAUCACUCGGUCAUCUCAACUGAAGGAUUGUUAUAAAACACCACUGUCCUCUAAAGACUGAAAUCAGAAUGGAAACCAUUAAUUGGACGUUCAACUCAGCAGGAUCAGAAACCAGAGGCGGGUCCGCACAGGGCAGAGUUUGGUGCUCUGGAGGAUGGUCGGAGUAAGAACGUAUGAUGAGGAGAAGGGAAUUAACAGCGGGACGUGGCUACAAAUGACACAGAGGAAACAUUUGGAAGCGGAUUGACAGAGAAAAUCUUUUGUUUGUCUGACUGAUGGCACAAGCAAUACCUGUGGUGAGAUGUUCUACUGGUCGAACGUGUGUGUUGGGAAUGGUUUUAUCUAUUGAAGAAGUUGUUUCUGCUUGUUUAUCUUGUAAUGUUAUAUCCGGGUGUUUAUUAUGGAUUAUCCUAUCUGAAAUAAUGUAUUGAUUAUCAUAUAAUUUGUAAGAUUUUGACUCUAAAACUGCAUCAGGCUGGAAUUUAUGGUGCCUUUAUGAAGUGAUGGAGGGCAUUCGUGAGUUGGUAUUUUAAAGCAAGAUUUUGGUGAAUGAUAUUUGCCACUUGUUUGUAGCUUUAUAAAUAAUCAGAUUGAGUUAAACUUUUGCAGGAUCCUGGAAUGUGUUGGAUUGUGUCUGGUUUCUCUUGGCAUUUUCUGUACUUACUGCCUUGUUUUUUGUAUUUAAUGCAUUUUGGAUUUUUUUUCUUUCUUUUGUUAACUACUUUGUCCUGUAUUUCUGAAAGGGACCCCUCUGUUUCUGGGAAGAGGUCUCCAACUCUCUGUCAGGUGCUCGAUGCUCCCUUAUCACCAUCUCGUCUGCUCAGAUCAUUGAGAUGUCUCCCAUGGAGGGUCAUAUUCAUUCCAGUUGUUAAUGUUUCCUUCCAGAGUGAUGAUUCAUUUUUCUGAGUGGGCCUCGCAUUGAAUGUUUCUGGUCUGUAUUGCUUAUCACGAUUGCACAUGGAGUAGCGAAUCCUGUUCAUUUUUGAUGAAAACAUAUACUUACUUU
Hypanus sabinus (Atlantic stingray) is the source of this 2539-nucleotide messenger RNA. RefSeq names its product gastrula zinc finger protein XlCGF8.2DB-like. The transcript is spliced from 4 exons. The record is from RefSeq and is a predicted model, not a curated record. Bases 1133 to 1594 code for a protein of 153 amino acids. Lineage: Eukaryota; Metazoa; Chordata; Chondrichthyes; Myliobatiformes; Dasyatidae.